GGCUGCUAUCAGUGGACACCAUGGCAGAUGUGGAAUGGCUGAAGAAACUGGGGAUGCUUAACCUUGGAGAGGAAAGGCUGGGGCCGCUAAGGCCCGUCUUCCAGCGUCUGAGGGCUAGCCCUUGGCCCUGGGUGGCCUGACAGUGGGUGGCCCUUGAGUGGGGGUUAUGGGGAGGCAGGAUCCUCCCUAAAAGCCAGUCCAGCUCUAUCCGUCAGCUCUAUUUGUCAGAUGACCCGACAAUGCGCUAGGCUGUUCCCAGGCAGUCGGGAGCUCCCCACCACCGAGGGAGGGGCAGAGGGGGAGGACACAGCGGGCGGAGGAGGUCUGGGCAGCGCAGCGUGGGGGUGCCCGGGUCUCUGGGCUUUCAGCGGGAGGAGCGGGGACGGUUUCUAGGAGCCCUGCGAGGCUGACCUGCAAUCGCCUUCAGGCACAGGGACUGGGAGCCCCGCCAGACCGCAGGGCAGGCGCCCAGCAUCCUGGGUUGGCCAAUGUGGGGGGUGGGGGCUCUGGUCUCCAGAACCGGGUGGGAGAGCAGGAGAUGGCGCGACUCGAGGUGGCCCUUGAAGGUUGGGUGAGGGGUGGAGACCGAGCCUCCUCGCCGCGUUGGGCCGACAGAAAAAUGCCGCGGUCCGGGGUCCUCGCCUUUAACGCGGCCCCCGGGGAGGAGACGGGAGGGGGAGGGGCGACGCGAGGCGGCGCAUGCGCGGGGCGGGCCGGAGCCGCCGGACAGUCCGGCCGCCGGGAGCGCGCAGGAGCCCGCGGGGAACCCCGAGAGCAGCGGGACCCCGCGCGGGGGGCUCUGAGCGGCGCGGCGGACCGGAGCCCCCAGCCUGCCGGCGCCGCUGCCCGCCCGGGGCCCGGGAGCGGCGGCCAAGAUGUCCGUGCCGGGCUGGCAGGACUCACCUCUGGCCUCAGGAAAUCCUUUCCUGCUGCCGCUCCCAGAGCUGGCCAUCAGCUGACCCAUCCAGCCACCCUCUCGCGCUGCUGGGAAAGGGGCCGCCUGCAGUCACACCGCGCAAGCCAUUUCAGCCUGCUCUUUCCACUUGCCAUCGUCACAAGCAUCUUCUCGCGUGAUUUCGGCCUUUGAACGUGGCCACUGUCAUAGCCGCAUGGUAUUCCAUGGAGAGGCCAUGGUCGUCUAAGCAGUCCCCUACAGUUGGACCUUUAGGUUAGGCCCCCCUUUUGUUUGCUCUUACAAACACUGCAACAGACAUUGUUGGCCCUAAAGCAAGAAUAGUUCUUCGUGCGGCAGGUCUGACCAAAGAAGAGGACCCCAAAGGCCCAGAGAGCGGGAGCAGGGUUCCAAGCUCUCCUCUCCAUUUAGGGUCUGGGAUAAUCAGCAGCGCCUUUAAUGGACAGAUGGGAGCCAUUGCCCCCAUGUGCUGGUCCCACCGUGUUUCCCACUGCUCUGGGCCUCAGGGGAGGGGUUGGUGACAUCCUCCCUCCAGCCUGUGAACUGGGAGUCCGCAAGCAGGCAGGAGAUGCCAGGCUGCCUCCAGCCAACAGUCCCUUCCCCACCUCAUCGCCCCCACGUGCCCUGCCCUUCGUGUCGGAGUGAGGGCAUGGGGCCCCGGUUCUGAACUCAGCCAUGUUUGGGGGAGUGCUGUUUGUCCUUUGGGGUCUCUUAGUGUGACAGCUUCUUUGACUUUCUGAGCCCUAGUGCCUCCUUCGUUCCCUUCCUGCCCUGUCCCAGAGCCCUACCAGUCUAGCAGCCUCAUCGUCCCUUCCCUGUUCACCAGCUCUGAUCCCUUCGUGGCUGGGAGCCAAUAGGAUGAGGCUAGGGGCCAUAAACUGGGUCUCAACCUCUUCAUCAGGAAAAUGAGGCUAAUCAUGAAGCCUGUUUUGCAGGAUUGCUGUGGGCAUGAAAUGAGCACAUGGUCUUAGAGCCCUUGUCUAGGGCCAGCAUGGAGGCUGUCCUGGGGGCUGUAAUCCCUGUCAGAGCUUCUUGGCACUGAGGGUUCCCCAAACACCCCAGCCAGAGUCUGCUCAGUUGGUGCCCCUCCCCCUCCCAUCUACCUGCAGACCUGGGAGUGGGCAUUCCUCUCCGCUUCCAGUUACCUCCCUUCCAUCACAGUGGGGCACAGAUUCCAGGGCCUUGAUUACAAAGCGGAAAUGCCAUUCUGGGAGGCACAGGCUUGGGGAGUGGGAGGGAGUUUAAGUGGAAAAGGAGCAAAUUUUUGAAAUGCCUCUGCCUGAGCAGGGUUCCCCUCCCCCGCCUGCCGGCCCACACCAGCGACCCUGCCUCCAGCGCUGCUUUAAUCCAGAGCCAGAGUCGGGAGGGUGGGUCUCCAGUUCCCUUGGUCCCAGCCAGCCACCUCCUCUCUCUCCCAAGGCCAGCUAGGAUGGAGUAGGGCCAGCCUGCUGAGGGCCAGGCCUUUUGUGUCCCCGCCCACCCCUGCAGAGACCCGCCUGGAGCCCUGCGGGCUGGGUUCUCUGCCAGGCCAUGAGGACUGGUCUCACCUCCUCAGUCCACAAGAGUAGAGACCCAGGAGAACC
Lutra lutra (Eurasian river otter) is the source of this 2496-nucleotide messenger RNA. Its product is annotated as circumsporozoite protein-like. The transcript is spliced from 2 exons. The record is from RefSeq and is a predicted model, not a curated record. Lineage: Eukaryota; Metazoa; Chordata; Mammalia; Carnivora; Mustelidae. Bases 539 to 1087 code for a protein of 182 amino acids.